AUGGGGCGAGGGGCGGCAGCUGGGGCCCUGCUGGCGGCACUGGUGGUGCUGGGAGCCCCCCCGGCUGCGGGCGCCCAGGUCUCGGGGGUGUUUCAGGAGCAGAUAACAUCGGAGUGUCACUUCAUUAACGGCACGGAGAAGAUGCGGUACGUGGAGAGGUUCCUCUACAACCGGAUGCAGUUCGCGAUGUUCGACAGCGACGUGGGGCACUACGUAGGGUUCACCCCCUAUGGGGAGAAGGCGGCUAAGUCCUGGAACAGCGACUCGGCUAAACUGGAGUACAAAAGGGCUCAGGUGGACAGGUACUGGCGGAACAACUACGAGGUGGCCACCCCGUUCCUCCUGGGGCGCCGAGGUGAGCUCGGGGCAGAGCGUGUCCCCUUGGGGCCUGCCCUGUCAAUGACCCCGGAACACCACAAAACCUCCCUGGACAUCGACCCAGAGCCCUCAGCGCUCCUUGAACACAUCUUCGGAACCUCCUGACCCACCCGUUGACCUUUGUGUCUCGCCCAGUCCAUCCCAGUUCCUCCCAGUGCCUCCCCGCGCCUCCAGC
Melospiza melodia melodia is the source of this 553-nucleotide messenger RNA. RefSeq names its product H-2 class II histocompatibility antigen, E-D beta chain-like. NCBI's taxonomy places the organism in Eukaryota, Metazoa, Chordata, Aves, Passeriformes, Passerellidae. The coding region runs from base 1 to 483 and encodes 160 amino acids. Gene Ontology annotation, cellular component: MHC class II protein complex; membrane. The record is from RefSeq and is a predicted model, not a curated record. Gene Ontology annotation, biological process: immune response; antigen processing and presentation. The transcript is spliced from 2 exons.